UCGCCUCUGAUUGGUGGACGGAGCUCGGCGCUAGUUGCCUUGCCUGGUGAGGAGAGAGAGAGAGGAACCGGCAGGAGUGUGUGCUAAUUGGUGUAAAAUGGCGCUGUCUCAAGGAACAAAGAAAAAAGUUUGCUAUUACUAUGACGGGGAUGUGGGGAACUACUACUACGGGCAGGGCCAUCCCAUGAAACCCCACAGGAUCCGCAUGACACACAACCUGCUGCUCAACUAUGGACUGUACAGGAAGAUGGAGAUCUAUAGACCACACAAAGCCAGUGGCGAGGAGAUGACCAAAUACCACAGUGACGACUACAUUAAGUUCCUGCGGUCCAUCCGGCCAGACAACAUGUCUGAGUACAGCAAGCAGAUGCAGAGAUUCAAUGUCGGAGAGGACUGUCCGGUGUUCGAUGGCCUGUUUGAGUUCUGCCAGCUCUCGACGGGUGGAUCUGUCGCUGGGGCGUUGAAGCUGAACAAGCAGCAGACAGACAUCGCCAUCAACUGGGCGGGAGGCCUCCAUCACGCCAAGAAGUCUGAGGCGUCUGGUUUCUGCUACGUCAACGACAUCGUGCUGGCCAUCCUCGAGCUGCUCAAGUACCACCAGAGGGUGUUGUAUAUAGACAUCGACAUCCACCACGGCGAUGGGGUGGAGGAGGCCUUCUACACCACUGACAGGGUCAUGACUGUCUCUUUCCACAAGUAUGGAGAGUACUUCCCCGGCACUGGAGACCUGAGGGACAUCGGAGCUGGAAAGGGAAAGUAUUACGCAGUAAACUACCCGCUCAGAGACGGUAUUGACGACGAGUCGUAUGAAGCCAUCUUCAGACCUAUCAUGGCUAAAGUGAUGGAGAUGUACCAGCCGAGUGCUGUUGUUCUGCAGUGUGGAGCGGACUCUCUCUCUGGAGACAGACUGGGCUGCUUCAACCUCACCAUCAAAGUUGCCCGGCGGUCACAAACUGGUAACAUCAACAAUAUGCUAAGGCAGCCCCUCCUUACGGGAGAUGAGGCUGCUCAAGGCUGGUCGGCUGCUGUAAGCGUGGUGAUCGGAGCUCCGAAGGCCAACACGACGCAGUUCAACGUCACCGAGGGAGGGUCCGUCUUCUACUGUCCCUGGAGCAUCGGCCAAUCAGACUGCCACACCAUCGACUUUGAUAGUAAAGAGAUUGAGAAACUGGAGCCAGUGUUUUGA
This is a messenger RNA of Notothenia coriiceps (black rockcod), 1186 nucleotides long. Its product is annotated as probable histone deacetylase 1-B. Gene Ontology annotation, biological process: heterochromatin formation. The record is from RefSeq and is a predicted model, not a curated record. The transcript has 11 exons. The coding region runs from base 98 to 1186 and encodes 362 amino acids. NCBI's taxonomy places the organism in Eukaryota, Metazoa, Chordata, Actinopteri, Perciformes, Nototheniidae. Gene Ontology annotation, molecular function: histone deacetylase activity. Gene Ontology annotation, cellular component: NuRD complex.